Messenger RNA from Beauveria bassiana ARSEF 2860, 2919 nucleotides. RefSeq names its product serine/threonine-protein kinase ppk30. The transcript has 3 exons. Gene Ontology annotation, molecular function: ATP binding; protein serine/threonine kinase activity. The record is from RefSeq and is a predicted model, not a curated record. The coding region runs from base 1 to 2919 and encodes 972 amino acids. Gene Ontology annotation, biological process: protein autophosphorylation; actin filament organization; actin cortical patch assembly. Lineage: Eukaryota; Fungi; Ascomycota; Sordariomycetes; Hypocreales; Cordycipitaceae. Gene Ontology annotation, cellular component: cytoplasm.
AUGGCUUCCCACGGCCACCAGAUGCCUCAACGACAUGCCCCUCAGCAGCAGGGCUACGCUGUCCAUGCUGGUGGCGCUGCUGUUGCUGCUGCCGGCGCCGGGCCUGGCCAUGGCUACCGUCCCGGCGGCGGCGGCGCUCCCGCAGGCACCUUUGCUCCGGGCACCAAGAUCCAGGUCGGCAGCCACCGCGUCGUGAUUCAAAAGUAUCUGUCCGAGGGCGGCUUCGCCCACGUGUACCUCGUCAAGCUCCCCGCGCCCGUCGACGGCACCGAUCUCGCCGUUCUCAAGCGCGUUGCCGUCCCCGAUAAGGAGAGCCUGCGCGCCAUGCGCACCGAGGUCGAGACCAUGAAGCGCCUCAAGGGCCACCGCCCCAUCGUCGCCUACAUGGACUCGCACGCCUCGGAGCUGCGCGGCGGCGGCUACGAGGUCUUCCUGCUCAUGGAGUUUUGCGACGGCGGCGGCCUCAUCGAUUUCAUGAACACGCGCCUGCAGCACCGCCUCACCGAACCCGAGAUCCUCAACAUCUUCGCUGACGUCGCCGAGGGCGUUGCCUGCAUGCACUACCUGAAGCCCCCGCUGCUGCACCGCGACAUCAAGGUCGAAAACGUCCUCAUCACCACGCGAUCCGGAGGCCGUCGCUUCAUGCUCUGCGACUUUGGCUCAGCCGCGGUGCCCCGGCCUGCGCCCACCUCGGUCGUCGAGUGUCGGCUAAUGGAAGAGGACGUCCAGAAACACACCACCUUGCAAUACAGGAGUCCCGAAAUGGUCGACGUCUACCGAAAGCAGCCCCUCAACGAAAAGGCCGACAUCUGGGCGCUCGGCGUGUUCCUAUACAAGCUUUGUUAUUAUACCACACCGUUCGAGGACCAGGGGCAGCUUGCUAUUCUGAACGCGAGCUACCGGUUCCCCAGUCAUCCCAAUUUUUCCGACAAGAUCAAGAGACUCAUUGCAUCCAUGCUCCGAGAGGAUUUGAAUGCUCGACCGAAUAUCUACCAAGUAGUGGCUGAGGCCUGCACCAUGCAGGGCCGCAAGAUCCCAAUUCCCGAUAUCUACACUGGGCGUUCUGAGUCGGCAUCUCCCUCGAAGCUCAAUCGCGCGUCGCACCAAGAAGUACCGAAACCAGUAGUUGGCGUAUCGGUAUCCGCACCGGCUCAAAGCACGGAGAAGCUGCCCGAUAUAACACCCAUGCGCCGCGGGAGACCACAACCAUCGCCGGCCCCGUCCCAGCAGACAGCAUCAGGUGACUCCUCAAAACGAGUGGCAGACGGCGAUCCAUUCGCCGCAUUGGAUGGGACGUCAGAAACCAAGGCUCAGCCGUUUCCAUCCGACGACAUCUCGGACCGAUUUCCCAGUCUGAAUCAAUUCUCAUUGCUUCAUCAUAAGGGAAGCAAGUUUGAUUUUGACCCUCAAAGCCCAACCACGCCGAAACCGACUGUGGCCCCCAAAGUGAACAUGGCGGACAAGCUGGCCGACUCGGCCUUUGCUGCAUCUAGACAAGCAGCUCCUGUACCUGCAACAGUGGAGCGACCUCACUCUGUCACGCCGGUCGUGAGCAAGCCACUUGCUUCGCUGCCAGCGACGUCGUCGGCUUCUAUGCAACUAUCAGCAUCUCAACCUGUCAGUGGUCGGCCUGUGCCUAUACAGCCGCUCGCACCUUCGACUGCUGUUUCCCGAUAUGUAUCAACUGGUACGAUGACGUCCGAUCCAUUAGAUGAUAGAAAACCUAUUGCUGCAGUACCCCCGGCUCAGAUAGCGACACAAAAGCCCAUUAUGCGCUCGGCCUCUGUUGCCGUUCGCUCGACACCUUCUGCUGCUUCUGUACAGGCUCCCAGACCACAAGUCCGCCCAGAUACACCUGAAACUCCCAAGUUUGAGAAUGUGCGUGGCUACUCGGAGUUUAAUGCGAGCCGACCCCGGCCCGUCAGCACCAACUUUGACAGCCGGCAGCAAUCUUCAUCAGAUCGCAACAAAGCACCAACUCAGAGUUUUGCGGCUCCCUUGCGCGAUGGAUUUGAACAUGUUCAAAAAGAGCCUGGCGCCCCCGGAAACUCUAAACGAAGCAGUGUUUACCUUGAGGCCAAUAAUGUCAAUACCCGACCGGACGAAAAGCCUCGCGAUGGUGCUUUCGGAAAUGCAUUUAGCAAAUUUGAGCAGGUCUCCUAUGUUACUGGUGAAAAGAAGCAGCCGGCGCAAACCUGGGCGCCACCAAACGACUCACUCAGCCUCGAUAACAAGGAGGAGAAGAGUAGUGGCGAUGAUAGCGAUGAAGAGCUGACGCCGGAAAUGCGCCGUGAGCGCGAGCGUCUGCAGCUAGAGGAAGAAGAGCAACGGGUGGCCGCGGCGCAGUCUGAGUACCGGCAGCGACUUGUCGGCGCAGCGCAGGGAAAGAAACCUGCUCCUGGGCCAAAGCCCAACAGCAUACAAAACAGAAUGCAGGCUUAUAUGGGAGAGGAACAGGCGCAAAAUACCGUAGCACGGACGGCUGAAGGCUACGGCAAGUAUGCAGAUGCGGCCACAGCUGCCAGCAAGCCCAAGCCGCAAGUCAAACGAAAGCCUGUGCUCGAUGGCAUCGCCCGCUCAAGUACCUUGCCACAGGCGACAACGUCCGCGGCCAAAGCAGACAUUACGCCCGUUGCAAGUGCACCAUCUCUCACGGGCCUCAACAAAUCUACACCUCGGCCGCCGCCCAAGAAGCCAGAAUAUCUGAACAGCAUUCCCACAGGUGCCGGCGCCAGCGGACGGUCGCUCUCGCCGGUAAAGAAUAGGUUGCAGAACCAGCCAGAGCAGCUGGUUGCGGAAAAUUUGCCCGGACAGCCAGCCCUGGAGUGGUCUGCGCAAGACAAGGAAGAUUAUAUAGACGAUUUCUCGAAACGAUUUCCUAGCCUAAGCGCUAUCGAAGGAGGUGGUGGCGGCAGAUAG